Molecule: messenger RNA, 484 nt
Organism: Chondrus crispus (carragheen)
Lineage: Eukaryota; Rhodophyta; Florideophyceae; Gigartinales; Gigartinaceae
Exons: 2
Coding region: 1-345 (114 amino acids)
Source: RefSeq, a predicted model, not a curated record
AUGGGAAGCUGUCUGUGCGGAAAGGCUUCUGCCAGGGCUCAUUCACCGAAGUCUACUCUACAAGACCGUAUCACAACGGAGAAAGCUGGUCCGAAUGCUAGGUCGAGGUUCACAGGACGUGCUCCAGGCCACAACGGAGCGGGGGACGAUAUCCUCGUUCAAUGGCUUCAGGAGUAUGAGGACACCGGCUAUCCUCUGACGAUACUCGACCAACUCGACGCAGCGGAAGAGUUCGUGGAAACUUUUCCAGAGGAUCGCCGCAAGAAGCUCCAGUUCAAGAACGGAAGGCAGGGAAACAUGGCUUCGCAACUUCAAGGAGAGGCGAAAGUACAAGCUGCGCUUUGAAAGAGCAAGUAAGCAAGAGGAAGUUCGUUUCCAAGCUACACUGUCUGAUACGUAACUACUCACUUUAUAUCUUGGGAGACCUUUUGCAAGUUACACAACCCUGAGGUUAGGUUGAUUUUUAAAACUGACGAGAACCGAA